AUGGGAGAACCGGCAGAUGAAAAGGUUCACCCGGUCUCUGAGUCGACAUGCUUUUCCUCAUCGGGCAGUUCUGAGACGAAAGAGCCACAAAUUAAGAACCAGAUAUUAUCGUGCGAUAAUGAAGAGCUCUGCUAUGAUCAUGGCUGGAAGGCAUGGUCACAAGUUCUGGCGUCUUUCUUCCUAUUCUUCAAUACCUGGGGACUUGUGAUCGCAUAUGGCAGUUUUCAAACGUACUAUGAACAACAACUUCUUGUGGGCGAUUCCCCAUCGACAAUAUCAUGGAUCGGCUCCAUCCAGGCGUUUCUCUUGUUAUUCGUAGGUGCCGUCACGGGCCCUCUUUUCGAUGCUGGCUACACCCGAAUGCUGGCGAUGGGUGGCUGGUUUCUCUACUCAUUCGGGCUCAUGACGACCAGUAUAUCCACUGAGCUGUGGCAGAUCAUGCUUUCGCAGGUCUUCUGCAUCGGCCUAGGAUGCGGAAUGGUCUUUGUUUCUUGCGUAGCGGUUCUUCCGCAGUAUUUCAAACGUCGACGAGACCUGGCCAACGGAAUCGCAGCUUUGGGAACUGGCAUUGGCGGGAUGGUUUACCCCGUAAUGUUCCGCCAGGUUCAAUUGAAACUCGGCUUUGCGUGGGCCACUCGGGAGAAGCGUGCUCUCGUGCAGCUUUCGGCAUUCAAGGAGCCGGCGUUCUGUCUCUUCUGCAUAGCCCAGUUCGUCGGUUUCGUUGGUCUCUAUAACGUGCUCGUCUACGUACAGCCCUACGCGAUUGAUAAUGGCGUAAUGAGCGAAAAGUUGGCGUUUUACCUGGUUGCCAUUCUCAACGCAAGUUCAACAGUCGGGCGUAUCCUCCCUAACUACGUCGCCGAUUUCAUCGGCCCCCUGAAUAUCAUGAUACCAAUGACUCUCGCCAUUGGCAUCCUUGAUUUUGCGUGGGUUGGAAUACACAACGCGGCUGGCUUAAUUGCUCUAGUAGUAUUGUACGGAUUUACCGCGGCGGGGUUCGUCGCUGUGGCACCUAUUGCGGUUAUGAACAUAACCACUGAUAUGCGAGAUUUGGCACGCGCUUGGGGAUGUCGUUUGUCUUUUGCGCUUCGGGCUCACUAA
Messenger RNA from Paracoccidioides lutzii Pb01, 1101 nucleotides. RefSeq lists its product as hypothetical. The record is from RefSeq and is a predicted model, not a curated record. Gene Ontology annotation, biological process: transmembrane transport. Bases 1 to 1101 code for a protein of 366 amino acids. Gene Ontology annotation, molecular function: transmembrane transporter activity. The transcript has 3 exons. Gene Ontology annotation, cellular component: fungal-type vacuole membrane.